AAAUAUAAAUUUAAAACUCAAAAUUAUAAAUAAUUCAAAUUCAAUUGAAGUUAAGUUAAUAACUUAAUAUGAGACGUUAGUAAUGUUAUUCAUACUAAUCAGAGUAAAGUUUAAAAAGUGACAAAUUUUUUUAUAAACAUAAUUAUUAAAAAUUAAGUUUUUUGAAAAUGAUUGUGUCUGUUUGCGUAAAAUUGCAUGCUCGUACAAUUUAUAACAUCGAAGUCUUCAAUUAACUUCAGCAGUGCACUUCGAAUUUUAACGAAUUUAAAGUGUGAUUGGCCAAAUUAAAAAAAAACCAAAGUAUCGGUUAUCAACCAUCAUUAUAUUUAAUAAUAAAAUUAUGUACAUAUAAAAAUUUAGAUGACCAAAAUUUUUUUUAUAAAUAUUCCAUAAACAUCAUUGUGUGAUUGCUUACCAUAUCUUACCAGUGAAUACUGUAUCAAAUUCUUUUACAUAUAAAGAGCAAUACAAUUAAGUUACGAAAAAUCGAAGAUCCUUUUUCUUUGUAAAUUACGUUAUAUACGAAGUAUAAGUUUUCAUAAUUUUCUUAUUAAUUUAUAAUAGUUUGUUUCUACUAUCUUAAAACCAUCAUAAUGCAAUCAGAAGAAAAUAAACGUAAGGGAGAUUUUUUACAUCAUACAAAUAGCCCUGAAAAAAUAAGAAAAGUAGGCCAGACUAGUAGCAGAUUUGUAGAUACGUUAAUAGGACAAUGGUCGAAGCAUACAGGAAUGCAGAUUUCUUCAAUGCAAGUAAAAGAUUAUAAAUCAAGUAUAGAUGAAACAGAACAAACAAACAAUCAAGAUCUCAAAAUACAAAUUUUGCAAAAAAAAUUACAAGAAGCAGAAGAUAAUAUAAUUACGCUUUCAACGAAUUUAGAAAGUGAACUCAGUAUUAAAGACGAAAUAUCAGAGAAAUUGACUUCUACAUGGGAAUCUAUAGAUACAAUAACGAACUAUUGUAAUUAUAUGUCUGAAAGUAUGAAAACAUUUCAAGAACAUAUAAAUCAUUUAACUACUUUAUACAAUACUAUAAUAGAUAUGCAAAAAAAUACAGUAGAACGACAAGAACAACAACUCUAUGAUAUGAAAACAAAAGAUGCUGAUCAUCAAAAGUAUAUUAGUCAAGUAGAAGAAAAUUUAGUGAUGCAAGAAAAAAAAAUACAAGAGUUGAUUUCUAUAAAACAUAUAUUAGAAGAAGAAGCAAAAAGUUAUGAAGAGAAAUUAUCUUUUGAGAAAAACUAUUUAAUAAGUCUUCAUACAGAAGAGAAACUAAAAUUAAUAAAAGAACAUGAAAUUGUUAUAAAUGAAAAGGACCAGUUACAAUUAUCCAUAAAACAAAUGGAAGAAAAAACAAAGAAUACAGUAGACUUAAUUACUGAAAAGGAAAUAUGCAUUACUAAAUUACAAGAAGAAAUAAAUUCUUACAUAAAUCAGAUAACAGUACUCUCAUCUCAGAAUACAGAAUUAAUUGAAAAUAUCGAAAAAUUAGAAAAAGAGAAAGAAAAAGAAGCACAAGAAAAAGCAAAUGAGGUAAAACAAUUGUUAGAAGUGAUAAGUAAAAACAAAGCAAAAGAAAAUGAAUUAACUGAAGGUAUAGGACAAAAAAUGGAACUAUGUAGAUACCUUGAGAAUAAUUUAUUAGAUACUAAAAAUAAAUUAGAACAAGCAGGAAAUACUAUAAAAAAUUUAAAAAGUAAUGAAAAUGUUACUAUUAUAAAUCUUCAAAAAGCAAUAGAGACUUUACAAAAAGAAAAAGCAGAAAUGUACACGGAAUAUCAAACACAAAUUCAGCAUAUAAAACAAUCUGAAAAAAAAGUUCAAGAAAAGCGAGAAGCUACUUUAAAGGAGGAAUUUAAAAUUACCACUACAAAAAUGAAGAAUACAAUAGAACAAUUAAAAGAAGAUAUUACAAAACUUCAUGAAGCACUCGAAGAAGCUAAAGCUGAAAAUAAUAUGUUGCGGAAUAAAGGUUUUGAAAUUAAAGAGAAUAAUAAUAAGUUAAAGAAGAGUGUUAGUAAUAUUUCCAAAUAUAAAGAAAAAAAUCAAACUGAAUCUGAGUUAGAAAAUAAAUAUACAAAGUAUCAAAAAGAAUUAGAUUUGGCUGAACAAAAAUAUAGAAGUAUACAAGCUAAACUUGAUAAACAAAUGGAAACACAACUGGAUAUAUUAAAAAUUCCACCAUUCUCACAUUCUCAAUCUCAAAAUAAUAAAAAGUUACAAAAUAUAAAAGAUAAAGAGGAACUUUUCAAUGAAUUGCAAAAAUCGUCUUCGCAACAAACACCAACACAAAUGUUUAGUGUUAUAGCAAGUCAAGACAAAAUUACGGAAAUGGAGAAUUCACCUGGUGAAAAAAAGUUCUUUAAGUUAAGAAAUACACAAGUUCGACGAUAUGGAAAUCAAAAGAACAAAAUUAUUAGAACAUAACAUAUUUGUUUAUACACGUUAUCAUAUGCAUAAUCAAGGAGAAAUAUACAAUUUUUAUAUUUUUGUUAUAAUAAUAUUAUUGCACAAACUAUUUUGAAGUAACAAUUAAAAAAGUCGAGAUUUUAAUUCAACUUUUUACUCCAGUAUCAUUGUUGACAUUUUUGUAAAUCUAAUCAAUGAUAGGAGUAAAAUAUCUAAAAAUUAAGUCAAUUAAAUUAUAUUUGCUAAUUUUUUUAAGUUAAAUACCAACCUUCAUUAAAAUACAUUUAAACAUUUGUAUAAUUCUUUAUAUAAUACAUAUAUAGU
This is a messenger RNA of Vespa mandarinia (Asian giant hornet), 2729 nucleotides long. RefSeq lists its product as uncharacterized. The record is from RefSeq and is a predicted model, not a curated record. Lineage: Eukaryota; Metazoa; Arthropoda; Insecta; Hymenoptera; Vespidae.